Trichophyton rubrum CBS 118892 is the source of this 2196-nucleotide messenger RNA. RefSeq lists its product as uncharacterized. The coding region runs from base 1 to 2196 and encodes 731 amino acids. The transcript is spliced from 3 exons. Lineage: Eukaryota; Fungi; Ascomycota; Eurotiomycetes; Onygenales; Arthrodermataceae. The record is from RefSeq and is a predicted model, not a curated record.
AUGGGAGGCAUUGGGAUAUGGUGCAUGCACUUCAUCGGAAACUGCGCCAUCCGGCUGCAUAGGGGCGACCUGCAGUACCAGAUAUCGUACUCUUCCUCCUUCACUGUGACCUCCUUCUUCCUGCCGAUAGUUGUGCUCUUGUUCGCCUUUUACUUCAUCGGCGCCAGUGAACGGGCCGGCUACUGGUACAUUAUCGCCACGGGGACCCUGACCGGACUGGCUGUCUGUGGCAUGCACUACGUCGGCCAGCUUGGAAUCGCAAACUACUCGUGUACUUAUCAUGUUGGAAAUGUCGUCGGUGCAGCCGUCAUUGCCAUCUGCGCCAGUAUUACUGCCCUGGGCGUGUUCUUCAGGCUCAGGGCGUCAUGGACAGACAACUGGUGGAAACGGCUCUUCUGCGCUCUGAUUUUGGCUAGCGCCGUGUCUGGCAUGCAUUGGACUGCCGCUGUUGGAACCGUCUAUCGAGUGACGAAUGCUGGCGGUACAAGCGUACAGCUCUUCUCCUCCUCACAGGCCGUCAUCAUCUGCUGCACACUGUCACUAAGCUCGUGCUUCUUCCUGAUCUGUCUGGCCGUGGUUGCUGGUCGCCAGCGUAAGAGAAUGGCAAAGAGAGUCCAGCAGCUCUCCCUUGCCUGUGCCUACUUCGAUUCCUCUGGAAGUGUCAUGGUAGCCCCAGACGGCAGCAUUCCAACUCACAAAAUAACGAAUCACUAUGUUGAACGAAGCUUCGCGGAUGACGAGUUUAACAGAGUACACCCGGCAUUCCUCUGGGCAUUCAGAGCGAGCCGAAACUGGACGCAUCUAAAACAGUUCAUACGAGGCAUGAACUACAAUAUCAAGUCUGAUGAGUCAAUGAAGCAAUACUUCCCGGGCUCCACCACUACCCCGGACACCGGCGACACCAACAUCAACUUCGAACUCAUCUUCAAGCAGCUUUUCUGUAUAGCCGCCCAGGGCCUCUCGGACCAGCUGCAUCUGCCGCUGGAGAAGCUGGGAGUGCUCUAUGACGACGUUGUGUUAACUGGAACACAGUCAGCAAAGCCCGGCAAAUACCGCACUGGUGACCCUGAGGCUGCGCCCACGCCGACGACUAUUGUAGGCAAGGGCCAGUGCAUAUUUAUAGUGCGCCAGCUCAGCAAGCAGGAGACUAUUGACCUCUCUAUGAGCGGGUACCGUUUCGCUGCUCCCAAUCACAUCUCCGGCGCUCUGGCCAGACUGAUGCAGGUAGAGCCGAGGGACAUGCUGGACAACCUGACGCGGAUGAGAGACUACUCCGCGCCCGAGAAGAUGCUCGAUCCGGGCGUCUACCUGGUCGGAUUCUCGCUCUACCCUUCUGUCUGGACUGGUUUCGACGUGCUUGUAUACGGCGACGCGCCGAACCUGCUCCCCAACGUGCGGUUACCCAUCGAGUCGGUGACACAGCAACACCUAGACAUAUUAUCGCGGAUGGAUGGAUGGCCGCUGUCCCUCUGCUUGAAGUGGCUCAAGGCAAACGGCGGCUUCGAAGAUCCCGAGGCCCAGACGUUCUGCCAAGCCGUAUACGGAGCGGCGUCGAAUCUCUCUGCCUCGGUCGACAGCCCGACGUUUGCCCAGGCCAAAUUCUCGUCUCGACAGAUCAAAAUCCCCUGCCGGUCACCGGGCCACGCGGAGGCGACAGGCCAGUGUACAGCAUUCUCCUUUCACAUCAUAAACGGGCUGCUGACACGGACGACGCCGCCACAUCUACGUCUUACUCCUCUGCGGCUGUUCAACGUGCAGCAGCAGGUAUACCCAGGCAUUCCCGACCACGCGGUGUUCCAGGAUAACGUACGGGACGAAUUCGGGCACUGUCUGUAUGAUGACGACCUCAAGGGCAACAGAUCGCCCAUCCCCCCUUCGACGGCCCAGUCUAUGUCUCUACGGGCCAACUCCCUGAUCCAUCCCGGGGACGACCAGAGGAAGAGCAACAGGCAUUCAGGCAAUAGGCAGUCAGAUACCUGGCGGCCCACCAACGGCGGCAUCAUGAUCCGCAACCAGAUCACUGUGGACGUGUCGCAGAAGGAGGAGCCGAAGCCGUCCAGCGCCGGUGCCUUUGAGAUGCAGAGUGUCGGAGCGACCGUGGAAGCAGGCUACGUCAAGGACGACGACGAAACCUUUGUCGACGAACUGUGUGCCAUCUGCCGGAAAGCAGCUGCCGAGCAGGACAGGAACAGCUAG